AUCGCUGUUUCCCUACAUAUGCAGAUAUAUGUAUGUAUAUGUUUGCGCGCAUUUAAGUAGUCCUUUUUCUAAUUUCCGCUGUUUGCUACCUGCAAUUAAGAAUUCUACUUGCGGUAAUCCUCAGUUGUGUUUUGCUAUAUUUACCCGCAAAACUGCAUUCAGUAUAGAAAGAACAGUGCAUUGUGAAGGUUUCAUGCGCGCGAAAAUUCAAAAUUCAAAAAAAAAAAAAAAAAAAAAGGAUAUGUCACAACGUAAUUUUUUUUUGUUAAUACUAAUAUUUGCUAGUUACUUAGCACUGACUUUGCCGCAGGAGAGAAAUCCCCCAGAUGAAAUGGCUCAACUGGCGGACUUACUGGGGCUUGGACCGGCUAGUGUACGACUUAAGAGACAACCAUCGUUGAGCAAUUCAGCAGCAAAAUUUUUGCUUGAAGUCUACAAACAAAUCAGUGACGAAGAUGAGGAGAAUUUGCCUCAAGUUGUGCAGCAGGUGCAUAAAACACGAUAUAGACGGGCACUGGCUGAUGAAAGUUUCAUUACACCUUUCGAUCGCAGAGAGAUUGAGUUAAGCAAUAAUAUAAUCACAUUUGCAAGUAGAGGAACAACGCUUAAAACGAGCUCUGCCCUUUUGGGUGAUAUGUUGUUGAAUUUCAAUUUGAAUGAUAUACCAAUCGAUCUGGAGCUAGCACAUGCCGCCAUACGUCUGUUCCAAGAUCCACAACUGGGCGAAUACGCCAUGGCAAGCACGCGAAACUAUACCAUCUACGCCUAUCAACCUGUCGGCGAUUAUUUGCUAUUGGUCGGUGCUGAAAAUGCCACCACCAGCUUUAAAGGUUGGCUGGAAUUGAAUGUGACAAACCUAUUCAAUCAAUGGCUUCGUCUACGUACACUGAAACAAAUAAUUUACGGUAAUGAUUUACUUAUUGGUGUUAUAAUGCAAACAACAACUGCUAGCGGUGGCAUUAAACUACAUCAAGUGGCAGCAAGUGAUGUGGGUUUAGUGAGCGUACAUACGCAUCCGACCCUACUCGAGCUGCAACCCUUCAUUAUCGGUUACUUCAAUGGUCCAGAUUUGAUGUCAAAAAUGCAACGGCGUGCCAGGCAACAGAAGAGGCGUCAACGUCAUGCUGACUCAUUUCGAAAUUUGCCACCUUCAUUGCAGCAUACAGUCAACCGGGAAGCGAUGGAAGAACCUAAGGCUUGCGAGCGACGUAAUUUCACCUUGGAUUUUAAAUAUUUAGGCAUGGAAAAGUCAGUGAUUGCACCAAAGGCCUUUGAAGCUUUCUAUUGCUUAGGUGAAUGUAAUUUCCCCUUGGGCACACCAAUGAACAAUGCUACCAAUCAUGCAAUUGUGCAAACGCUGAUGCAUUUGAAGCGUACAAAUUUACCAAAACCAUGUUGCGUGCCAAUCAAGUUGGCCUCCAUAUCCAUAUUGUAUUCGGUGAAUGAAGAUAGCGUUAAUUUGAUGCGUUUCUCGCAAAUUGUCGCUAAGGAGUGUGGUUGUCGUUGACGAUAAGUCGUGGUGAUGAUGGCGAGAAGGGCGAAGAGUUUUGAAAAGAUGCUAGAAAAUGUUUAGAUAUACAUAUAUACAAAUUUUAAUAACGAGUACAAAUGCGAAUACAAACAUAUUCAUAUUUUAAAUUAU
Molecule: messenger RNA, 1642 nt
Organism: Ceratitis capitata (Mediterranean fruit fly)
Lineage: Eukaryota; Metazoa; Arthropoda; Insecta; Diptera; Tephritidae
Gene: scw
Product: protein screw
Exons: 3
Coding region: 29-1507 (492 amino acids)
Biological process (GO): BMP signaling pathway; SMAD protein signal transduction
Cellular component (GO): extracellular region
Molecular function (GO): growth factor activity; cytokine activity
Source: RefSeq, a predicted model, not a curated record